AGCCCCACCAAACGCGCUAGCGUGGCCUCACACGAGUCAGUCACUGACACCUCCACCACCCACAAGCAUCACCACCAACCGCCCUAUAACAUAUAACCCGGCAAAGCCUCUUCUCAAAUUUUGUACCCGGUCUUCUUAGGUCCCCGUCCACUCAACCUUCCUCAAAAUGCAGAUCAAAGUGCGAACACUGACAGGGAAAGAGAUCGAACUCGACAUCGACUCAACCGACAAAGUAACGCGCAUCAAGGAGCGCGUGGAGGAGAAGGAGGGCAUCCCACCGAUGCAGCAGCGAUUGAUCUACGGAGGGAAGCAGAUGGCCGAUGACAAGACAGCCGCAGAGUACAGCCUCGAAGGCGGCGCGACACUGCAUCUGGUUCUUGCGCUCAGAGGUGGCUGCUCGCAAUGAUGUCUGCUCUGACCGUCGCGUACACCGGCAACCUUACGGGUCGAGGCAGUGAUAAGCAAAAGUCAGGCAAGGCGAGCGAGUAUCAGUUCGACAAGAUCACUGCGUCAUGAGCGGGCGGUUUUUCAAUCAACCAGGAAGAGGCGGCCGGGCACGGCGAGACGAAAACAAAUCGACCAUGCAUUACGAGGGACCGGCGUUGCACUUGAGGGCGGCGCGACGCA
Messenger RNA from Baudoinia panamericana UAMH 10762, 627 nucleotides. RefSeq lists its product as uncharacterized. NCBI's taxonomy places the organism in Eukaryota, Fungi, Ascomycota, Dothideomycetes, Mycosphaerellales, Teratosphaeriaceae. The coding region runs from base 167 to 406 and encodes 79 amino acids. The record is from RefSeq and is a predicted model, not a curated record. Gene Ontology annotation, biological process: protein neddylation; regulation of proteolysis; modification-dependent protein catabolic process. The transcript is spliced from 4 exons. Gene Ontology annotation, cellular component: cytoplasm; nucleus. Gene Ontology annotation, molecular function: ubiquitin protein ligase binding; protein tag activity.